Molecule: messenger RNA, 3301 nt
Organism: Mauremys mutica (yellowpond turtle)
Lineage: Eukaryota; Metazoa; Chordata; Testudines; Geoemydidae
Gene: FAM81A
Product: family with sequence similarity 81 member A
Exons: 9
Coding region: 244-1377 (377 amino acids)
Source: RefSeq, a predicted model, not a curated record
AGUGGCAGCAGGGCCCACGGAGAGGGAGAGGACCUGGCUUCCACUAGCAGCAGGAAGGGACGGAUGGACAUCCAGGCUGUCUAGCUGCGCUCUAUGAAUCUUUGCAUACAACUAUCCCAGAAGUAAAAACAUAUUAAAAAGCCGAGCAGAGACAUCCAGCAGAGAGGUUGCUAGGAUGCAAGGGAAGGAUGGGCAGCCAUGUCCUGCCCUAAUCCAACACUGACAUAAAUUAUUGAAAAGAAAAUGGCACAGCGAAGCCCAAUCUUUCCGACACUUUCAGCCCCUACUGAAAGACGGAUUCGAAAUAUACCACUACACAGCCAAGCUUUGACCGCGGUCCCAUUAGCAUCUGCAAGUCUUGUGGAUCAGCUAGAAGACAGAAUUCUAAGCCAUGAGAAAACAACUGCUGCCCUUGUGGAACACGCUUUUCGCAUUAAGGAGGACAUUGUUUCCACUUUGCAUAGAAUGCAGAACAAAGGGGGAGGAGAUCGGUUGGCUAGGCAACUCUUAGAAGAACACAUCCGAAACAUAACGGCAAUAGUGAGGCAGCUUAACCGGGACAUUGAGACACUGCAGGAACAGAUACGUGUCAGGGAUAACCUCAGUUAUGGAACUAAUUCUACCUUAAAGAGCCUGGAAAUGCGUCAGUUGUCUGGUUUGGGAGAUCUUCGGGGGAGAGUUGCAAGGUGCGACGCCGGUUUAGCCAGAUUGUCUGCAGAGCACAAAAUUACGUAUGAAAGACUUCAAAGCCUAAGCAAAGACCAACAAGCUUCUAAAAUGAUCUUGGAAUCUAAAAUCAAAGAGGCAGAAAUACAGAUUUCUUACCUUCUGAGCAGAGUAGAGCAGUCAAUAAUGCAACAAGAAGCAAAACUGAAGAUUGCCUACAAAGAGAGCAACCAACAGCUCCACCUUCUGGAUGUUAAAUUAAAAGGUGCGGUAGAGGAACUCAGCAGCCAGAUAUUGUCUGCCCGCAGCUGGUUGGAACAGGAACAUGAACGGAUUGAAAAAGAGCUUUUACAGAAAAUUGAUCAGAUUUCCUUGGCCCUUAAGGAAAAGACCGCAAUGAGUGAAAGGGCCAUGGAGAUGAGAUUCAGCCAGAUGUCAGAGAAACUUGAUAAAAUAGAAGAAAUACAAAAAAUAACCGUGGAAGAACAUGGAACAAAGCAGGCUGAAGAGAAGAUAAAUAUUCGAAUCAGCAAGCUUCAGAUGGAGAUUAAUGAAGAUAUAAAAGAAAUGAAAGCUGAAGUUAAUGCUGGGUUUGCGGCUAUCUAUGAGAGCAUUGGGUCCCUACGGGAAGUUCUAGAAGCCAAAAUGAAACUUGACAGGGAUGAGCUACAGAAGCAGAUUCACCAAAUGAAGCAGGAAGUUCUGACAUAGGGAGAGGCGAGACCAUGACUGAUCACAAGAUUUAUUCAGAGAAAAGAGCAUUUAUGUGUCUAAAUAGGCUAUAGCCUCAUUCCAAUUUGUAAUUAAGUGCAUGUACCAAAUAACAUGCUUCUGUUCCACAGGUGUGUAUGUUUACUGUAAGCGGUAAAUGCAAGUUUUGAAUAGCUAAGUUGAUAAAUAAUUUUUAGAGAGCAAAGUCCUAGCUCACCAUUGUCUUACUUCAGUUGAUUUCAGUGGAGUUACAGCUGUUUAAAAGUGGAGUAACACAUUGGUGAAUGUGAUGCCAAAUUUGUUAAAGGCGCCACAGUGCUGCCUCCACUUUGGUGGGUUUUGAAAUAUUAUCACUUGUACCCAUAGUUAAUUGCUCUGUUUAAAAGUCAAGCCUUAACAGGUCAAUAUCACUUUGCAAUUCACUACCUUGCCAGAUCUUUCUCCCAUUGAAGUCACUGGAAAUAUUCCCAUUAACUUCACUGGGAGCAGAACCGGCUUCUAACCAGUUUUUAAAAUCCAAAUACCAUCAUAAAUGACACCUUUGCUUCGUUUAAAAAAAUAUUGUGUGUGUGUGCGUGCGUGCGUGAAUGUUAACUAUAUAGUAUUAUAUUUUGUAGUUGUAGGCUAAGAAUAAUCCAUUUGAGCAACACAAGCAACUUAACAUGUCGUUCGAAGUCCUUAGAUAUUGUGAUCUUUCUAAUUAAUAUCUACGUAGAGCUGAGAUGGGGGUGAAGGAUAAUGUAUACAAUAUUUUGUUGUAAGUUUUAAUAUCAGUUGUGUUCUUGUGCAUUGUUUCAUUAUGUCAGUGUAAACUUUGAGGGUUUUGCUGUCAGUGGAGAAAGUGAUUAUUCAAAUAAUUCUGGAGAACAUGAUGUAAAAAUAAGAUGCAUUUUGAUGUAUCUUAAACUGUUUUAUGAUCUGCCAGGAAUUUUUAUUGCUGAUGUAAGACAACUGACUCUUCAAAUUUAAUUUAUUUAGGUAGGUUUUAAUAAUUGAGCAUGGAUAAGUAGAUUUGAAUUAGUAUUGCAUUUACAAAAUUUCCAAAGAAUAUUUUCAUCUCUUAAUGUACUUUAUAUUACACGGGUGCUUAUUUCAAUUUCCAUAAUAGAUUACACAAUGAAAAUUAGCACCAGCACUGUGUGUAGUAAUCUAGAUGGGAAAACAAAUAUUUUAUAUAUUCAUUCAGGGCCUAAUCCUGCUCCCGUUAUCGUCAAGUGGUGCAGGAUCAAGCCAUCACUCAGAAUAUAAGGCCUGAUCCAAAAUCCAUUGAAGUCAAUAGGAGUCUGCAAUGGCUUCAAUGGGCUUUUGCCCAGGCCCAUAUUGCCAAAUGCUGGUGCCAUUGAACUGUCAGUGGCAAACUCCCAAUGACUUCUAUGGGCCAAAGGUGUGGAACAAAUAGUGCAACAGUUAAGGCCCCAAUCCUGCAAGGUCUUAAAACCCAUUGAUUUCCGUAGGACAAUGCAGUGUGUAACAUUAAGCAAAUGCAAAGUCUUUGCUGGAUCAAGGGCUAAAUUAGCAUUUGCUGCCAAUAUAGCCCAAAGUGUGUUUAACAUAUUAUAGAACUUACUUUAAAACUUUACAGCUUUGAUUUCCAAUGCUCUCUAAUGGCAAAAAUGACACUUUUAGUCCCACUUUGUAUCUCCCACUUGGCCACCUGCUGUGAAGUAUAAUUAAAAUGGCAGCUAGAGAUGAGAUUCCUGUUCACUGGAAGGAGAUAGUUAAAACAUUUACAGGUAUUUCUUAAAAGUUGUUUUUAAAAUUCCUUUUCUUGAUGUCUGUAUACCUAUCUGGUAAAUAUUUAGCCAUAUGUGGUGGAGAAGAAAUCAUUGGCGUUUUGUAACCCUCUUCCCCCCGCCUCCCCACAAAAGAGAUUUUUCUCCUAUAAUAGCAAAUCUGUAACAAAGUGAAUCUUACAGGAAAUGAA